Molecule: messenger RNA, 453 nt
Organism: Telopea speciosissima
Lineage: Eukaryota; Viridiplantae; Streptophyta; Magnoliopsida; Proteales; Proteaceae
Product: auxin-responsive protein SAUR64-like
Exons: 1
Coding region: 1-453 (150 amino acids)
Biological process (GO): response to auxin
Source: RefSeq, a predicted model, not a curated record
AUGAUGAUCAACACUAAGAGGCUCAUGAUGAAGAUGGCAAGGAAGUGGCGGAUCGGGACGGCGGCAGCCAUUGGAAGGAAAAGAAUCACAUUACCCAACAAAGGAAAUUUCGUUGUGUACACUACUGAUGAAAGUCGUUUCAUGAUCCCUUUGGAAUUUCUCAGUAACAACAUUUUCAGAGAGCUCUUUAAAAUGGCUGAAGAGGAGUUUGGACUUGAAGGGAGUAGUGGACCAAUCACAUUGCCUUGUGAUUCUGUUUUCAUGAAAUAUAUUGUCUCUUUGGUCCAAGGAAAUGUAUCUAGAGACCUAGAGAUGGCAUUGCUAGUCUCCAUACCAAACGGUCCGUGUGGUGCAUCUUCUUCAACCCAUUCCCUUGAACAGAGUCACCAACAAACACUCCUUACCAUGGUUUUUGAAGAUGCUAGAAGUCACAUUUCCAUAGCUAUAAUUUAG